AUGUCGCACCUAUGCUACAUCAUAGAUGCGUCUUGUCUCGAAAAAGGCAUUGGUAAUGUCAAAAGAUGGUGCGAGCCCAGUCAGGCGACCAAGUUUGCCAGACUCAAUCUGUACAUUCCCACAUUCACUCUGCAAGAGCUAGACUUCCUCAAAUACCGCAGAAAUAGCUACACAGCUAAAGAGGCGCUGCGAUUCAUAGACCGUGCAGACUUCCCGCAGAACAUAGACAUGAUCAUUGAAUUUCCCGAGCUUUUGGAUACUAUCAUAUGGUCCGACGUGCUGGAGCAUCAGGUCGCAGAAGUGGCAGAGUACGAUGUCAAAGGAAACUCGUCUCGCUCCCUGCCUCGUCGCUUGAAGAACCUACUAAAAAGCUGCACCUACAAGUGCCACUUGGAAGGCAGCAAUAACCAGCAUUGGGUUUUAGUCACAGAAGACCCUCAAGUUCGUCAUUUGGCAGACGCGUUUGCCAUCCCGCAUUGUUCCCUGGUCACCGCUGACCAGGAGAUUUCCAAGAAGCUGGACAAGCGCUCCUUCCAGCAGAAUAUAAAAUUCAGUGACUACUUGAAGAAAAAGAGCGUCAAGGACACCACCAACGGCAAGGAGGUCUAUCGCGCGAAAUUCGACCAGGUCAUGUACGCCAACCGUGGUCCUGGGGAUCUCUGGACGCCUUGA
Molecule: messenger RNA, 672 nt
Organism: Lachancea dasiensis
Lineage: Eukaryota; Fungi; Ascomycota; Saccharomycetes; Saccharomycetales; Saccharomycetaceae
Source: the annotation of a GenBank genome assembly